AUGAAGGCUACAUUGUCUGCUAACCCUGUUUCAUUUCCUAAUGACUGUAUUAUCAGCGCAAUAUAUGGUGGUAACAAAAGGCUGACAUUCAUUCAACCAGGAGACAAAGCUUGGACUUACAUAGAUAGAGAGAGAUAUACACUCAUCUUUGAUGUAAUAUAUUAUAAAGGUCAAAUUUUUGCAGUUGAUUAUUGGAAUGGAAUCAUAAUGGUUGAUCUUAACACAAGGGUUGGGGAGAAUUAUGACGACGAUGAUUUCCAACAUAAAACUGAUGAUUGUCUAGUUUUCAAGGUGAUUUUACAAAAAAUUAAUGAAGAGGGUUGGCCGGAGCAGGUUGAAGUGAAGAGCUUAGAUGGAGACACCUUGUUUUUGGGAGAUAACCAUUCAGUAUGUGUUUCAGCUUCCAAAUGGCCCGGGUGCCAACCCAAUUCCAUAUACUACACAGAUGAUUAUAUUGAUGUUAAAUCUCAUCUCCCACAUGGGCGUCGUGAUAUUGGCAUCUUCAACGUAGAGAAUGAUAGCUUUGGGACGCAUUACAUUCUUGAUCCUUCACAUAAGCAUAUGCCGCCCUCAAUUUGGAUUGUGCCAAUCAUAAAUGGAAAUUGA
Messenger RNA from Cornus florida, 606 nucleotides. RefSeq lists its product as uncharacterized. NCBI's taxonomy places the organism in Eukaryota, Viridiplantae, Streptophyta, Magnoliopsida, Cornales, Cornaceae. Bases 1 to 606 code for a protein of 201 amino acids. The record is from RefSeq and is a predicted model, not a curated record. The transcript has 2 exons.